This is a messenger RNA of Ramularia collo-cygni, 354 nucleotides long. RefSeq lists its product as uncharacterized. Bases 1 to 354 code for a protein of 117 amino acids. The record is from RefSeq and is a predicted model, not a curated record. The transcript has a single exon. NCBI's taxonomy places the organism in Eukaryota, Fungi, Ascomycota, Dothideomycetes, Mycosphaerellales, Mycosphaerellaceae.
AUGAGCAUCACGCACGAGGAAUCCGCCAUCACACAAGUUUCCUCCAAGGAAGAAACUACCAACCUCGAGGAACAACAACAACAACUCGUGGAAGAAGACUCACAGUCCGACAUGGAAUUGUUCAGGACAGACAGUCUUGUAGAGGGUACUCCACUGGCUGGAAACCAAUCACCGCAAUACGAUGCCUUUUUACAAUCCCUCUCGAACAACAUCACUUCCUACCUCUCAAAACACCCAAGACAAACCAACUCGAAAUCUUCCGGGGAUACUCAGAAAGUCUUGAUGCCGCGACCCGACAAGCCUUCCAGAAUUCAACGAAGAAGACAGAAGCGAGGCAAACGUACAAAGCCUUGA